CAGCAGGGAGAGAAAGCAGACUCUGUCCGAGAACACAAAAUAGUUUGGGGUGGUCGACAGGUUUUUUCUUUCUUUUUCUUUUACAAUCUACGUUACUUAUCUUUCUGAAAAGUGGAAAUGGAAUCCCUGCGAUUUGUUUUUCUCCUAUUUUGUGCCUUUUUAGUUUAUCAAGCAGAUGGACGCAGAACUUAUGGUGAAAUUUUCCCCCACAAGCAUGAAUUAGCUAAGAAGCUUCCAUUUCCAAUUCCACCAAUCCCUGGCUGGGAUCCGGACACCAACCCAUGGGAUGAUUACCUCUACCCUCCACUCAACCCAAAGCCAAAGGAGCUCAUGCACCACAAAGGUAAACCCAAGGUUCGUCUGACCAGCGAUAGUCCGGCUCUCAACGGCUCGUGCAUCUCCUUCACUGCAAAGCUGGAGUAUCCUCCGUGCCAGAAGGAGGAUGUUAAUGGAAACCUUGUUUGGGAUGAGCACUGUGAGGAUGGUACGGAGCUGGAGGCCUCAGCUAAUGGACAGGUGCGUUCUGGCUACGUGUACAACUGGACUUCCUGGAUCGAUGAUUAUGGCUUUGGAAAGUGUACAGACUUAAAGAAGUGCAAUGUGUUUCCUGAUGGGAAGCCAUUCCCUCAGAGCAAUGACUGGAGUCGCAAGAGCUAUGUCUAUGUGUGGCACGCGAUGGGCCAGUACUAUGAGACAUGUGACGGCUCCUCCUCGAGUGUGACCAUCAACACCACCACCAUCCCUAUCGGGGCAGAGGUCAUGGAGGUCAUGGUCUACAGGAAACGUGAGCGUAGGAAGUACAGCCCCCUCUCCACCGACAACACCGUCUUCUACGUCACAGAUAAGAUCCCAGUGGCGGUCAGCAUCUCCCAGAAGGCUGCGGUCAACGAGUCCGACAAUGUUUUCUUUCGUGGUGAGGACGUGGUCUUCAAAGUCCAGCUCCAUGACCCCAGUGGGUACCUCAAAACCGCUGCCUCCAUCGACUACAUCUGGGACUUCAGAGAUGGCAACCAGGUGGUGACACACCGCGACCUGACCACACACACCUACAGCAGACUGGGGAACAUGAGUGUGAAGCUGGUGGUGGAGGCUGCAUUCCCUGCAGAGUGUCCUCCACCUGCUGUCACCACAGCUCAUAAGAGCACCUCUUCUCCACCUCCCACAGAGGCUCCAACAGCUCCGCCAGGUACUCAUGCUGUCAAGAUGGAGACCACACGGGCACCACCCAGCACCAGUCGGGCCCUCCCCUCCACCUCCUCCUCCCCCUCCACCUCCUCCUCUUCUACAAGUGCCAUGCCAACCACAGAGUCCUUACCCCCUUCUGUAGCCAGCUCGACCCCAGAGUACGACCCCACCAUGUCCUGGCUCCGCACCAGACGCCUCAACAGCAACGAGUGCUUCCGCUACGUUCACGGCACCUUCAUGGGCAACAUCACCAUUGUUGAGCCCAAACACCCCCUGAACAGCCAGCCAAACAGUCGCAUCAUAGAUGUGUCCACCUCGAGACUGACCAACACAGAUAUCAGCUUCCUGGUCAAAUGUCUGGGCAGCAUCCCCACCUCGGCCUGCACCAUCGUGUCAGACCCCAGCUGCACCCGAGUGAGUAACAUCAUGUGUGAUGACGUCCCGCUGUCCAAACAGUGUGAGGUGCGUCUCAGGCGGACAUUUCUGGAGCCGGGCACCUACUGUGUCAACAUCACGCUGGAGGACUCCAGCAGCUUGGCACUGACCAGCACAACCAUCACCAUCAACAAGUCCCAGGAUGCACCCGUGUCUAAGAAGUCUCACGCUGCAGAGGUGGUGCUCUCCUCCAGCGCCGUUCUGGCUGCCGUCUUUGCAUUUGUCGCCUUCAUGGUCUGCAGACGUUACAAGGUGUACCGACCAAUUCGGAGGUCACUGGUUGAGGAUGCCAGCGGACAUGCUGGAUUCAAAGGCCGUGCGGUCCGUCUGAGGGAGGCGCUGUUCCCCUCCAGUGAGGAGAGCCAUCACUUGCUGACUGAGCGACGCCCAAUGUAGGCCUGAAGAAGCUACAUCAAAGCAUAUUUGUCUUACACGGCAAAAAUACUGGAGAACAAAAUCAUGACCGACAUAUUCAAAUUCAGGCUGAAGGUUCAACAAUGAAGAUCACAGGAACUCAUUUAUGUCUGUAGAGAAAUAAAACGUAUUAAUACUGUGUUUUUGAGACUUAAAUUGUAACAAGAAUUAAGUUUGUUUUUCUUUAUUGUUGGAUAAAAUGUGCCUGAUUAGUUGUGCACAAGUUGUGAUUUAUGUGUAAUGUCAGUUCCAGGACCUUCUUGAUAAUACCUUAUACUGUAAUUGUAAUAAUCUUUAUGGAUUUCUCUGAUAAAAUCUACAUUUGUAUGCUCUUUAUAGGUUGAAUUACAAAUUGAAACUGUAACACUCUUACACUAAUUGAAGGAAUUCAAUGGAGACUCGACACGAGGAUUUUAAUAAAG
Messenger RNA from Labrus bergylta (ballan wrasse), 2456 nucleotides. RefSeq names its product glycoprotein (transmembrane) nmb (gene gpnmb). Gene Ontology annotation, molecular function: integrin binding. NCBI's taxonomy places the organism in Eukaryota, Metazoa, Chordata, Actinopteri, Labriformes, Labridae. Gene Ontology annotation, biological process: cell adhesion. The record is from RefSeq and is a predicted model, not a curated record. Gene Ontology annotation, cellular component: plasma membrane.